AUGGCAGCGCAAGGCAAGAUCAAUCCGGAGGAGCUCCGGGCCCUCAAACCUUUUCCGUUUCCGUCAACGACGCUUGAGAAAAAGUCAUACAAGCUUGAAAGCGAUGGAAAUGUACUAGAAGUCACGCCUGAAUGUGAUGAAGGUGUGGAAGUUGCGGCCGAGGAGGACAACCUCAAAUGUGUAAUGUGGUUUAAUACUGGUCCCAUGUCGCUCGAAACGAUCCAAAGGAUUGAUAGCGUUCAGCUGUUCACUGAGUCGCAUGAUGCGAAUUCUGUCCUUACUACGGCUGAUAACCGGACCUGGUUCGAUCUUGCCAUUCUGGAGCACAAAGACGAUCAGCGUGCUAGAGUCAAGCAAGAUGUUGAGCUGGUGUGGACGAGCCAUAGGAAUCGAAGCCAGACGACGGAAUUUGGCUGGGACAAGGGAACUGUCUUCGACAAAAAUCAUCCAUUCCUGCGUUUGCUAGAGGACGGGAAUUGUCUUGCAGUCCGUGUUUGUGCUGGUGACCAGAACGCACACAACGUGGUUAAGAAUGCUAUACUAAAACUGGACAUCGGUGAUAAAACGGAACGUGAGGCAGUUACAUACAACGAGACCCCAAGAGAAACCAAAAUCAUGGUAGAAGUCUUCAAAGAGUGCAAUUCUGCUGCACCUUCUGGCAAUUACAUGCCAUGGGUGUCUCUUGGUGCUUUCAGGGCUGAUUAUUACGAUGACGGUCAUACUCAUCCCUUACGUGUUCUUGCUAUGGACGGGGGUGGUGUGCGUGGACUGUCUUCUCUUUUUAUCCUCCAGAAAAUCUUCAACAAGUUGGAAGAAAGGUUGGGAGAAAGGAAAAAGCCAUGUGAGAUCUUUGAUAUGAUUGGAGGCACCAGUACUGGAGGCUUGAUCGCUAUCAUGCUUGGUCGCCUUCAAAUGGACGUUAAAGACUGCAUUAAGAAGUACCAAGAAUUGAUGGGCAUAGUCUUCAAAAAACGAGAAGGAACUCUGGGAUCGAUUACGGAUUGGUUUACCAAAAAAGCGAGCUUGCUUUGGAGCGGCCAGGUCUAUGACGACAAGCCCCUCGAAACGGAGAUCAAGAAACUCGUAAGGAGCCAACUAGGAGACGAAAAUGCCGAACUACUUGACGGGAAAGGCAAUCCGGGUUGCAAAACAUUCGUUGUAGCUACCAGGAGAGAUGCACUCAACAACCGUGGCCCGGUUUUCCUGCGUUCCUAUAAACAUCCUCAUGAUUCUCGAGGCCUCAGCAAUGUCAAGAUUUGGCAAGCUGCUCGUGCAACAUCUGCUGCGCCCACCUACUUCUCUUCUAUGAAGGUGGGUGACUAUGAAUUGGUUGAUGGAGGCUUGAGUGCCAACAAUCCUCUCGGAUGGCUGUGGACAGAAGUAUUGAGCAUCUAUGGCAUGGGCCGUAGAGCCAACUGCUUCCUCAGCAUCGGUACUGGCAUUGGCUCCAACCAAGCACUCACCGAUCCUAGGAAAGCGCCAGGCCAGGCCAUAUCGGCUAUAACAGCUGCCGCCACCAAUUCCGAGAUUGCCCACCUUCUCUUCAGGACUCUUAUCGAUGCCUUUGCUCCGAAUAGUGGGAAGCCGAAAUACUGGCGUCUCAAUGUCAACAAGCCUAUCAAUAAGGUUACCGAUGGUCAGGAGCCCGAAGACUAUGAGAAAGUAGUGGAAUUGGAUGAUAGUGGAGCUGCUAAAGUAUUGGAGGAUGGCGCUGAAAAGUAUAUUGAAGAGAUCAAUGCUGACAUUCAGAAGUGCGUUGAUGCCAUUCUGGAUAAGCAUUAG
Aspergillus chevalieri is the source of this 1782-nucleotide messenger RNA. RefSeq lists its product as uncharacterized. NCBI's taxonomy places the organism in Eukaryota, Fungi, Ascomycota, Eurotiomycetes, Eurotiales, Aspergillaceae. The record is from RefSeq and is a predicted model, not a curated record. The transcript has 9 exons. Gene Ontology annotation, cellular component: membrane. Bases 1 to 1782 code for a protein of 593 amino acids. Gene Ontology annotation, biological process: arachidonate metabolic process.